AAGGACUACUGAGAGUCAUACAAACGCCACGUCUCCUGUCUGGCUUAUAUGCAGCAGGGUCCUGAGUCAGCAGAGGUGUCACGAAGUGAGGAAUUUUGUUGUGCUUUUGAGCCAGGGCCCAGGUUCAUGUCAAACUGAGGACUGUCACUACUGCUGAGAGGAUGCAGACCAGUGGAUAUACUCUACAUCCUGUUCCAAAGACACAGCAUCUCACAGUGGAGUCGAGCAGAGCAUCUGUACACACACGGGCUCAAGAGAGGCUGAAACGGGGACAGGCGCUGGGGAUACUUAAAGGAAGAGCAAUGUUCUGUGAUGGUGCCCGAGAUGCGUGGACUGAGCCCAGGCCGCAGGCUGCCGGAGCCCACGCCCUGCCCGGCUGCGGGCGGGAGCCCUGAGCCCCGGCCCGCGGGACCCCGCUGCCACCACGUGCUGGCCCUGCCCGAGGAGGAGGCAUGGCGGCCCCAGCAGUACACCGCCCUGCUCGAGGCCGACGCCUCGGAGGAGGCGGGCAUGCUGCCGGCCUCCCCGCGCACCGCUGCUGCCUCCGGCUUCGACAACUUCUUCCCGGUGCAAGAGGGCGAGGGCCCUGGCUGGGAGGGCAGCUCCAGCCCCUUCCUCCCCGUAAGCCCCGAGGUGAUGAAGCGGCGGCGUGGGGGCCUCAUCGAGCAGCGCGACAUCAUCAAGGCCCACGAGGCGCACAAGAUGCAAAGCACCCCGCAGGCCCGGCGCAAGGAGUGGGAGAUGGCUCGCUUCGGGGAGGCGGUGGUCGGCAGGCCGGGGUCGGGUGACGGAGACUCGGACCAGAGCAGGAACCGGCAAGGAACCCCGGUGCCGGCCUCUGGACCGGCGGCCGCCUACAAGCAGUCGAAAGCGCAGAGGGCGCGGACUAUGGCUUUGUACAACCCCAUUCCCGUCCGGCAGAACUGUUUCACCGUCAACAGAUCCCUGUUCAUCUUCGGAGAAGAUAACAUUGUCAGGAAAUACGCCAAGAAGCUCAUCGAUUGGCCGCCGUUUGAGUACAUGAUCCUGGCCACCAUCAUCGCCAACUGCAUCGUCUUGGCCCUGGAGCAGCAUCUUCCCGAGGACGACAAGACCCCGAUGUCCCGCAGACUGGAGAAGACAGAACCAUACUUCAUUGGAAUCUUUUGCUUUGAAGCUGGGAUCAAAAUUGUGGCCCUGGGGUUCAUCUUCCAUAAGGGCUCGUACCUCCGCAAUGGCUGGAAUGUCAUGGACUUCAUUGUGGUUCUCGCUGGCAUCCUGGCCACUGCAGGAACUCACUUCAACACACACGUGGACCUGAGGACCCUCCGGGCUGUGCGUGUCCUGAGGCCCCUGAAGCUCGUGUCAGGGAUACCUAGCCUGCAGAUUGUGCUGAAGUCCAUCAUGAAGGCCAUGGUGCCUCUUCUGCAAAUCGGCCUCCUGCUCUUCUUUGCCAUCCUGAUGUUUGCCAUCAUCGGCUUGGAGUUCUACAGCGGGAAGUUGCACCGCGCAUGCUUCACGAACAAUUCAGGUAUUCUAGAAGGCUUUGACCCCCCUCACCCGUGUGGCGUGCAGGGCUGCCCAGCUGGUUAUGAAUGCAAGGACUGGAUCGGCCCCAACGAUGGGAUCACCCAGUUCGAUAACAUCCUUUUUGCUGUGCUGACUGUCUUCCAGUGCAUCACCAUGGAAGGGUGGACCACCGUGCUGUACAAUACCAAUGAUGCCUUAGGAGCCACCUGGAAUUGGCUGUACUUCAUCCCCCUCAUCAUCAUUGGCUCCUUCUUUGUUCUCAACCUAGUCCUGGGAGUGCUUUCCGGGGAAUUUGCCAAAGAGAGAGAGCGAGUGGAGAACCGGAGAGCGUUCAUGAAACUGCGACGCCAGCAGCAGAUUGAGCGGGAACUGAACGGGUACCGUGCCUGGAUAGACAGAGCAGAGGAAGUCAUGCUUGCUGAAGAAAAUAAAAAUUCUGGAACGUCAGCCUUAGAAGAGGGCAGUCUCUUUUGCAGCCUCAUUUCCUCUCUUUACUUCUCCCCUGUAGGCACACCUCUUGCGCGAGCCAGCAUCAAAAGUGCAAAGGUGGACGGGGCCUCCUACUUCCGGCACAAGGAAAGGCUUCUGCGUAUCUCCGUCCGUCACAUGGUUAAAUCCCAGGUGUUUUACUGGAUUGUGCUGAGCCUGGUGGCUCUCAACACCGCCUGUGUGGCCAUCGUCCACCACAACCAGCCCCCGUGGCUCACUCACCUCCUCUACUAUGCAGAAUUUUUGUUUCUGGGACUCUUCCUGUUGGAGAUGUCCCUGAAGAUGUACGGCAUGGGGCCCCGCCUUUAUUUUCACUCUUCUUUCAACUGCUUUGAUUUCGGGGUCACCGUGGGCAGUAUCUUUGAAGUGGUCUGGGCAAUCUUCAGACCUGGUACAUCUUUUGGGAUCAGUGUCUUGCGAGCUCUCCGGCUUCUAAGAAUAUUUAAAAUAACCAAGUACUGGGCAUCCCUGCGGAAUCUGGUGGUCUCCUUAAUGAGUUCCAUGAAGUCGAUCAUCAGUUUGCUCUUCCUUCUGUUUCUCUUCAUCGUCGUCUUUGCUCUCCUAGGAAUGCAGCUCUUUGGAGGCAGGUUUAACUUUAAUGAUGGUACUCCUUCGGCAAACUUUGACACCUUCCCUGCAGCCAUCAUGACUGUAUUCCAGAUCCUGACGGGUGAGGACUGGAAUGAGGUGAUGUACAACGGCAUCCGCUCCCAGGGCGGGGUCAGCUCUGGCAUGUGGUCCGCUAUCUAUUUCAUCGUGCUCACCUUGUUUGGAAACUACACGCUGUUGAACGUGUUCUUGGCCAUCGCCGUGGACAACCUGGCCAAUGCCCAGGAGCUGACGAAGGAUGAGCAGGAAGAAGAGGAGGCCUUCAACCAGAAGCAUGCACUGCAGAAGGCCAAGGAGGUCAGCCCGAUGUCUGCACCCAACAUGCCUUCAAUCGAAAGAGACAGAAGGAGAAGACACCACAUGUCGAUGUGGGAGCCACGCAGCAGCCACCUGAGGGAGCGAAGGCGCCGACACCACAUGUCGGUGUGGGAGCAGCGCACCAGCCAGCUGCGGAGGCACAUGCAGAUGUCCAGCCAGGAGGCCCUCAACAAAGAGGAGGCCCCGCCCAUGAACCCACUCAACCCCCUCAACCCCCUGAGCCCCCUGAACCCGCUCAAUGCUCAUCCCAGCCUUUACCGGAGACCCAGGCCUGUUGAGGGGCUGGCCCUGGGCCUGGAGAAAUGCGAGGAGGAGCGCAUCAGCCGUGGGGGGUCCCUCAAGGGGGACACAGGGGCCCUCUCAAGUGCCCUGGACAACCAGAAGAGCCCCUUGUCCCUGGGCAAGCGGGAGCCGCCGUGGCUGGCCAGACCAUGUCAUGGGAACUGUGACCCGACCCAGCAGGAAGCUGGGGGCGGGGACAGCGUGGUGACCUUCGAGGACCGGGCCAGGCACAGGCAGAGUCAGAGGCGCAGCCGGCACCGCCGUGUCAGGACGGAAGGCAAGGAGCCCUCCUCCAUCUCCCGGAGCAGGUCUGCCAGCCAGGAGCGGAGCCUGGAUGACGAUGUGGCCAUCGAUGGGGAGAAGGACCGCGAGCCCAGGGGCAGCCACGGGGGCAAGGAGCCCACGAUCCAGGAGGAAGAGAGAGCCCAGGACUUAAGGAGGACCAACAGUCUGAUGGUGCCCAGUGGCUCCGGGCUGGCAGGAUCCCUUGAUGAGGCGGACACACCCCUCGUCCUGCCCCAACCAGAGCUGGAAGUGGGGAAGGAUGGGACCCUGACGGAGCAGGAGACAGAGGGCAGCAGUGACCAAGCCCUGCUGGGGGACGUGCAACUGGACAUGGGCAGGGUCAUCAGCCAGAGUGAGCCUGACCUCUCCUGCGUCACGGCCAAUACGGACAAGGCCGCCACCGAGAGCACCAGCAUCGCCGUCGCCAUCCCCGACGUGGACCCCUUGGUGGACUCCACCGUAGUGCACAUUAGCAACAAGACGGAUGGUGAAGCCAGUCCCUUGAAGGAGGCGGCGAUCAAAGAGGAGGAGGAGGAGGAAGUCGAGAAGAAGAAGCAGAAGAAGGAGAAGCGUGAGACAGGCAAAGCCAUGGUGCCCCACAGCUCCAUGUUCAUCUUCAGCACCACCAACCCGAUCCGCAGGGCUUGUCACUACAUAGUGAACCUGCGCUACUUCGAGAUGUGCAUCCUCCUGGUGAUCGCAGCCAGCAGCAUUGCCCUGGCGGCCGAGGACCCCGUCCUGACCAACUCGGAGCGCAACAAAGUCCUGAGGUAUUUUGACUACGUUUUCACUGGCGUGUUCACCUUUGAGAUGGUUAUAAAGAUGAUCGACCAGGGCUUGAUUCUGCAGGAUGGGUCCUACUUCCGAGACCUGUGGAACAUCCUAGACUUUGUGGUGGUGGUUGGUGCGCUGGUGGCCUUCGCUUUGGCGAACGCUUUGGGAACCAACAAGGGGCGGGACAUCAAGACCAUCAAGUCGUUGCGGGUGCUCCGUGUGCUGAGGCCACUGAAGACCAUCAAGCGCUUGCCCAAGCUCAAGGCUGUCUUCGAUUGCGUGGUGACGUCCUUGAAGAAUGUCUUCAACAUACUCAUUGUCUACAAGCUCUUCAUGUUCAUCUUCGCUGUCAUCGCAGUCCAGCUUUUCAAGGGGAAGUUCUUUUAUUGCACGGACAGUUCCAAGGACACCGAGAAGGAGUGCAUUGGCAACUACGUGGAUCAUGAGAAAAACAAGAUGGAGGUGAAAGGUCGGGAAUGGAAGCGCCACGAAUUUCACUACGACAACAUUAUCUGGGCCCUGUUGACCCUCUUCACCGUCUCCACAGGAGAAGGAUGGCCUCAAGUCCUGCAGCACUCGGUCGAUGUGACCGAGGAAGACCGAGGCCCGAGCCGCAGCAACCGCAUGGAGAUGUCCAUCUUUUAUGUGGUCUACUUUGUGGUGUUCCCUUUCUUCUUUGUCAAUAUCUUUGUGGCUCUCAUCAUCAUCACCUUCCAGGAGCAAGGGGACAAGAUGAUGGAGGAAUGCAGCCUGGAGAAGAAUGAGAGGGCGUGUAUCGACUUCGCCAUCAGUGCCAAGCCCCUCACCCGCUACAUGCCGCAGAACAGGCACACCUUCCAGUACCGCGUCUGGCACUUCGUGGUGUCUCCAUCCUUCGAGUACACCAUCAUGGCCAUGAUCGCCUUGAACACCAUUGUGCUGAUGAUGAAGUACUACUCCGCUCCCUGCACUUAUGAACUGGCCCUCAAGUACCUGAAUAUCGCCUUCACCAUGGUGUUCUCCCUGGAGUGUGUCCUGAAGGUCAUCGCAUUUGGCUUCUUGAACUAUUUCCGAGACACCUGGAAUAUCUUUGACUUCAUCACGGUGAUCGGCAGUAUCACGGAAAUUAUUCUGACAGACAGCAAGCUGGUGAACACCAGUGGCUUCAACAUGAGCUUUCUGAAGCUCUUCCGAGCCGCCCGCCUCAUCAAGCUUCUGCGUCAGGGCUACACCAUUCGUAUUUUACUUUGGACCUUCGUGCAGUCCUUUAAGGCCCUCCCCUAUGUCUGCCUUUUGAUCGCCAUGCUUUUCUUCAUCUAUGCCAUCAUUGGGAUGCAGGUAUUUGGAAACAUAAAAUUGGAUGAGGAGAGUCACAUUAACCGGCACAACAACUUCCGGAGUUUCUUUGGGUCCCUCAUGCUACUCUUCAGGAGUGCCACAGGUGAAGCCUGGCAGGAGAUAAUGCUGUCGUGCCUAGGGGAGAAAGGCUGUGAGCCGGAUACCACGGCACCAUCCGGGCAGAACGAGAACGAACGCUGCGGCACCGACCUGGCCUACGUUUACUUUGUCUCCUUCAUCUUCUUCUGUUCCUUCUUGAUGCUCAAUCUGUUUGUGGCCGUCAUCAUGGACAACUUUGAGUACCUGACUCGGGACUCGUCCAUCCUGGGGCCUCAUCACCUGGAUGAGUUUGUCCGUGUCUGGGCAGAAUAUGACAGAGCUGCAUGCGGCCGCAUCCAUUACACUGAGAUGUAUGAAAUGCUGACUCUCAUGUCACCACCGCUAGGCCUCGGCAAGAGAUGUCCCUCCAAAGUGGCAUAUAAGAGGUUGGUCCUGAUGAAUAUGCCAGUAGCCGAGGACAUGACCGUCCACUUCACCUCCACCCUAAUGGCUCUGAUCCGGACAGCUCUGGACAUCAAAAUUGCCAAAGGGGGUGCUGACAGGCAGCAGCUCGACUCGGAGCUCCAGAAGGAGACCCUGGCCAUCUGGCCUCACCUGUCCCAGAAGAUGCUGGACCUGCUUGUGCCCAUGCCCAAAGCCUCUGACCUGACUGUGGGCAAAAUCUAUGCAGCCAUGAUGAUCAUGGACUACUAUAAACAGAGUAAGGUGAAGAAGCAGAGACAGCAGCUGGAGGAACAGAAAAAUGCACCCAUGUUCCAGCGCAUGGAGCCCUCCUCUCUGCCUCAGGAGAUCAUCGCCAAUGCCAAAGCCCUGCCUUACCUCCAGCAGGACCCCGUUUCAGGCCUGAGUGGCCGGAGUGGAUACCCUGCGAUGAGUCCGCUCUCCCCCCAGGAAAUAUUCCAGUUGGCUUGUAUGGACCCAGCCGAUGAUGGACAGUUCCAGGAGCAGCAGUCUCUGGAGCCAGAGGUUAGUGAAUUAAAAAGCGUGCAGUCCUCUAACCAUGGCAUCUACCUUCCUCCGGACACCCAGGAGCAUGCGGGAUCUGGGAGGGCAUCCUCUAUGCCACGCCUGACUGUGGAUCCCCAGGUGGCAACAGACUCCAGCUCCAUGAGACGUUCAUUUUCCACUAUUCGGGAUAAGCGUUCCAAUUCCUCAUGGUUGGAGGAAUUCUCCAUGGAGCGAAGCAGUGAAAACACUUACAAGUCACGUCGCCGGAGUUACCACUCCUCCCUGCGGCUGUCAGCCCAUCGCCUGAACUCGGACUCAGGCCACAAGUCCGACACGCACCGCUCAGGGGGCAGAGAACGAGGACGAUCGAAAGAGCGAAAGCAUCUUCUCUCCCCCGAUGUCUCCCGCUGCAACUCAGAGGAGAGAGGGACCCAGGCCGACUGGGAGUCCCCAGAGCGCCGUCAGUCCAGGUCUCCCAGUGAGGGCAGGUCACAGACCCCCAACAGACAGGGCACAGGCUCCUUGAGUGAAAGCUCCAUCCCCUCCAUGUCUGACACCAGCACCCCAAGAAGAAGUCGUCGGCAGCUCCCCGCAGUCCCUCCAAAGCCUCGGCCCCUCCUUUCCUACAGCUCCCUGAUUCGACAUGCGGGGAGCACCUCUCCCCCAGCCGAUGGAAGUGAGGGCGGCUCCCCGUUGACCUCCCAAGCCCUGGAGAGCAAUGACGCUGCUGGCUUGCCCGAGGCUUCCAGCUCCCGGCACACACGGCAGGGCCAGCACCCUUCCCCACAGCGCUACAUCUCCGAGCCCUACCUGGCCCUGCACGAAGACUCCCACGCCUCAGACUGUGGCGAGGAGGAGACGCUCACCUUCGAAGCAGCCGUGGCCACCAGCCUGGGCCGUGCCAACACCAUCAGCUCAGCCCCGCCCCUGCGGCACAGCUGGCAGAUGCCCAAUGGGCACUAUCGGCGGCGGCGGCGUGGGGGGCCGGGGCCAGGCAUGAUGUGUGGAGCUGUCAGCGACCUCCUGAGUGACACGGAAGAAGAUGACAAAUGCUAGAGGCUGCUCCCCCCUCCGAUGCAUGCUCUUCUCUCUCACGGAGAAAUCCAAGACCGAACUGGGAAGCCAGUGCGGCCCGGGGGGGAGGAAGAGGGAGGAAGAAGGUGGAAGAACACCGUGCGUUAUCAGACAAGAGGAAGGAAAGGACAAAAAGGCAAACCAGUCAAACCCACCAACUUGCAAGAUGGGCAUUGCCAUAGUUCUGCCUCUUUGCUGGGGAAAGAAACUACCAGAACAUGGAGGGUUGUUCCCAGGGGAGAGGGGACAGCAGUAUGGCUCUGCUGCCACUGCCCCUUCCCACUUUUCUAAAAGCUGUGGAGGAGUCGAGCCGGCCUGUGUGUACACCCAUUGCCCUGCAAGGUCUGGAAGACUUGCUGCCUCUUAACUGGGGAGCCAUGGAGACCACAGGAGAAGUCUCCUUCCUCCCUCGCCAGCACCAUUGCCACUGGGCCAGCUGCAGCAGCCUCCCGUGCGUCACCCUGUGGCUUGCUUCCCCAAAGAAGCACAGACUAUGUUCAGGAGUGUCCGAUGCCAAGGGUAGGGGCAGGGAGUGGGGGAAAGCUGACAUGGAGGGGGUCAGGGUGCUGUGGCGGCAGCAGCAGCAGCAGCAAGGGCUGGUCUGGAUGAGCAAAGCCAUAGCCCAGCAGCCCACACUGUGGAGGAGAGAGCCAAAGAAGCAGAGAACUGGUGGUGCUGGUGGGUACAGGCCUGUCACCCACACAGUAGGUGCUUUGAGUGUUAGAAUAAGCUAAGGAGGUCCCCCAGGGUCCACAGAUGCGCCUGAGGCUCUGGUAAGGGUGAUAUUUUCAAAGCCUUGACCACCCAUAUGGCCAGGGCACCAGCUGAUGAGAAUGGAGUCCAGCCUUGGUGCUGGAGGCCCGUGCUGUGUCACGCGGAGCCCUGAGGGAGGGAUCAGUGUGACAGGGGCACUCAGGGGACUCAAGGCAGAGUCUGUGUUUCAACCAGCACAGAAGUAACUCAACAUGGGGAACAGUGCUGCGGCAGCACAUACUGGCCAGAAAUCAGCCCGGACCCUGGUCCCGGAGGUAGCGGGCCUCUCUGCCCAGCAGCGAGGCCAGUGCUGUGUCAGGGGCCCAGUUGUCCCUGCCCCUCCCCAGAGAGGACAGCAUAUCCAGAGUGGGCCACACAUCCGCUAGUGGGGACUGCUGGAGAGGUGACAGAUUGAAAUAAAAGCAGCUUUGAUAAGAGUCGGUCGGAGUUCACUGAGGACCUCCUGCGAGGAGGGACCCUCAGUCCAGAGCUCCUACAGCUGGUUGGUGGUUGAGGGUCAGUGCAUCAGGAAAUGUCAGUAAAUAUACCUCAGCUUAGACCUGGGCUGGUCCUUCUAGCAAAGCAGGCUCUGAUGGGGCCUUGUCACGUUGUGUGACAAGACUGGGGCCCUGAAUAUAUUUCUCUGGGCCAGGACUGUGCUUUACCCCUCCCCAGAGUAAAAGCUGAGCAGAAGACCGCCUCAGGCUAUCCCUUGAAACUCAGAAGCAUUGAGAAAAAGAGCCCUUAACUUGGCGAAUCGGUGUUUCUUUAGUAGACUUGUCCGGCAGGACACAUCCUUGUCUUUCUCUGGUAGAAAUGUCCCAUCCCCUUAAGUCCCUCCCCAGUCCCCCAGCACCAUCGCAGGAUCCCCUGGAGCGAAGGGCCAGGCAGGGCCCACCUUUCCCAGCCAGGAGCUCAUGGAGCCUGCUUCCCAGAACCCUCCCUGGGACAACCCAGAAGCCUCUGGACUGAGAUCACAGUGGAUCAACACGUUUCUCCUCCUCCAGCCCAGACUCCGCCUCUUAGGUAGGAGCAGUCGGUGGCUGUUAUUUUUCUUAUGAACUUUUGCUUUUUUGUUUUUUUCGUUGAAAUAAGGCAUUGCCACAUCAGCUCUGAAAAGCCAGACCCGACCCUGUGGCUGCAGAUUCAUUUGUCAUGACCCUGCCUUCUCUUCUAGAUAUUAAUGGAGCCUUGUGACCCUCAGCCCAUCCCGAAACCAAAGUAGUCCCAGGGCGGGAGAAGCAGUGAGGCAGAGAGGAAGCCCCCACUCCCCCACCCUCAGACUCUCUUCCAUUUUCCUCUCCCGCUAGGCCGUAGCUGGGCAUGUGACCAUGACUCGACAACACCCCAAUCCUCACAGGCAUGAUUGUUACAUAAGACUCUGACGCUAGGCCUUGGAUCCUAAAGGUUCCCUCUGCUCAGCGUCAUUUCGUGCCAAAGUGUUGCUAUGGGCAGCUUUGUGUGCACAAAUUUGCUUUCUUCCACCUCGGAAACGCAGCUUGCCCUAUGGACAGGCCUACAACAGGACGGCCAUUCUGCACCAAUGAGCCUAUUGCUUUGUUUUGAGAAAGGGAAUUGAAGUGAUAACCUUGAGCCAUUUCCACAGUAGGAGAAAUUCAGGCUGGCAGAGCAUUUACCGGAAAUGGAAUCUACCUACAAACAACAUUGCAAACACUAAAUGUACUGUGUCCAGGAAACCUUCCUGUUUCCUGGACACCGGGACACCUUACACAAGCAUGCCUUUGAGUCCUGAGUGGCAGAAAGCAGACACGGUCCUCUGACCAAUCACCUGGGUUUUUUAAGUUCCAGUAAACUCAUGAACUCUUUUAUUCAGCUUCCCCUGACCAAGAAAUCAGGUUUCUCAUCCCUUAGCCUGCAUUUUCCCUUCUAGUAAUACCAGAAAAUAAAAGAAUUUUCUGCAAAGUCACAGAACUCAUUAUCAUAAUCAUCUUCUAAUGGUUUCCUUCUGCCUCUGGUUAAACGUGAACUCCAACUUCCCUUGAAUUGCUGGUCAGGAUAGUCCUUCCUAGGGAUCAGAUUCUGCCUCUUCUUUUUCCCUUGAAGAGGCCCCUUUAGAUCCCAAAACCCUUGCUUCCAUUUGGAGUAAAAAUCAUGGCAGUAGCUUGAGGACCCCCAAGCAAAAGAGGAUGACUACUACCAGUGCUGAGAUACACAGCAUGAUACAUUUAGCACUGGAGGUCCCUUCAAAAGAAUCGUUAGCCAUAUGUCAAGUUUCCCAAGCUAAGCUUUGUCCUCAGCAUCUCCUAACACAAGAGAGAUUAGGAGAGUGUGUGCGUGUGGUCCAAAACUACCAGGCAGCCUUCAGGCAUGAACUCUAGACCCCAGAUCACAGUUCCCUCUUAGCCACGGUCAGGAAAGUAGGGGUGGUGCCCUUGAGUGUCCCCAAGGCUCAAUAUGAGCCAUCAACACAAUUGUCCGAUGUGGCCUAUCUAUCGAUUCUUCCAGCUGAAGAAUCUGUUUCUGUUGUGGGCUUCCCCGCUCCCCUGCAGGGCCCUGAGAUCGCAGAGAACUUUUCUCUGAAGCUGAGCUCCAGAUGUUCAGGAUUUUGAAUGCCCUGGACUCUCAGGCCACAUGGGAAGACCCCAUAUUCCAUAGCUCUGCCAGCAUCUCCCUUCCCUACCACAUCCUCCCCACACAGAGCCAGUGCGAAGCACCCCAGUGCCCCACGUUCUCCAUUCCAGCCCUUGUUUUGCUGCAUGUUAACAUUGACUCAGCUCCUAAAAUGGCUAAUUCCAUCCAAUCCAGGAUUAUUUGCUGACCCGCCUGCCUGCCUUUGCUAUACUCCCUGCGAUUGGAGAAUACUUCAUUCUCACAAUAUACAGUUGGGAACUCAUCAGGUGAUAUUCACAAGAUGACUUGGAAUGACCUAAGGUGCAGGACUGUUGGGGGUGUGUCUGAAAAGUCCACAUGCUCAAUGAAAGCCCACUGCAGGGAAAUUAGGUUUCUCCUGGCAUAAGGGAACACAAUUUAAUAAUUUUGGUCUCUUAAAAAAGUUCUCCAUUUUUCAUUACAUCUUAUGUCUAAAGCCUGCUCUGGAUGUCUCAUUUUGGGACAAACUAUUUCUUUAGUGGGUCAAGCCAGGGAUAAAUUGAGAGAUUCUUUAAUUUCUCAGCCUAGUUAUAAUAUAUGAAUAUUGUGAGGUUGUAUUUUUUAAAAAGCAUAUAUAUGGCAGGGAAGGAUUUUGUGAGACUUGACCGUGAAGGAACUUCCACUGCUAUUUUUGUCACCUUUUAUGUGUGUUAUGUUUUGAGACCCUCAAAGGGCUGGCCUAUACUAUCCUCACUUAGUUUUCUCACCCAUCCUGUCUGUCCUUCCCUCCUGGAUUCCACGACAUUGAGCACCAGCCAAGAGGUUCAGGAGAGGAUUUUGUGACGCAGGAAAGAAGGAAGCGGCAGGCCCCGUGCCAGUGGCCGGUCCCAGCACACUCCAGUAUAACUCCAGGCGAGCGCCCUGUAAAGAAUCAGGUCCAGGUUUGGAUAACUAUGCAUCCACCCUGAGACUCUUAUUUUAACAAAAACCAAACAAAAUGCACUCAGAAGUCCUGACCUACCCUAGCCAUUGAAGUGAUCAGAGGCAACCCCACAUUAAUAAGCACGGCCUGAUUAGCAGCUUUGUCCUCUUGAUUUUGGGGUUUUCCUCUCUGAACUGCCUAGUGCAUCAUAGCUAGGCCUAACCCAGCAAAGCAGGAGCCAAAGGCCUCUCUGCUGGGAGCGGUAACAAGCCCAGCUACAGACUGGGGGGGUGACCUGUCAGCUGUCACCUGCUGCUUCUCACCCAGUCAGGGAAAUGGAUGCACCACUGGGGGCGACAAAAGACCAGGAGCAGUAACAACCAUCUUUUUCUUCACUUGAAUCUUUUCUGCUUUGACCCUUGGCGGCUUAUGCAUCCCAGAGAGAUCCCUCUAAGCCAAAGAAAACAGAUUGACAGAUUGUCCCAACCUACGCAAAGGACCUGGAAAGCUACUCCUCACAAAACUCAAGCCAGUUAGUUGAGAAGUGUGAGUGGGACGAACAACAGUCUAAUCGCAUUGCUGGUGAGGCUGGGGUGCCCCCAAACUGGUCUUCUAUUCCCUCCUCCCACGCUAAAAAUACAGAAGGCUAGUAUCUUGACCUUCUAAAUGCGAAAAGAGGUUUUAUAAUAAGCCAUGCUGCCGUGUAAACACAUUAUUAAGGUUUGAAUUCUUAUUUCUGACAGUUUCAAAGAGUUGAAUAGAUCAGGUAAAAAGAGGUAAGGGAAUUUUUGUUUAUUUUUUGGGGGGGAGGGGGUAGUUGUUGAACGGGUAGGUUUUCUAUGACCUGUUCUAGAACAGCAAAGAAGGAUAAAUGUGUGCUCUGUGGUAUUUCUGAAUCAGCUUCUCUUUAGGAAUCAACUUUUGUCAAAUUUAAUGAUGCGAUAUUUACAUCAUAAAUCGGAGGUUAUCUCUCUGG
Hipposideros armiger (great roundleaf bat) is the source of this 12866-nucleotide messenger RNA. It is a transcript of the gene CACNA1E, whose product is annotated as calcium voltage-gated channel subunit alpha1 E. The transcript has 52 exons. Gene Ontology annotation, biological process: chemical synaptic transmission; calcium ion import across plasma membrane. The record is from RefSeq and is a predicted model, not a curated record. Gene Ontology annotation, cellular component: neuronal cell body; voltage-gated calcium channel complex; membrane. Bases 313 to 7647 code for a protein of 2444 amino acids. NCBI's taxonomy places the organism in Eukaryota, Metazoa, Chordata, Mammalia, Chiroptera, Hipposideridae. Gene Ontology annotation, molecular function: high voltage-gated calcium channel activity; calcium ion binding.